Caenorhabditis angaria is the source of this 1017-nucleotide messenger RNA. NCBI's taxonomy places the organism in Eukaryota, Metazoa, Nematoda, Chromadorea, Rhabditida, Rhabditidae. The record is from the annotation of a GenBank genome assembly.
AUGACUUGGAAAUUAUUCGUCAGCCGGCUUCAGGAAAUCGCAGCAAUAAUCUCAUUAUCAGCACAUUUUCUGCUAAUUUUGUUAGUCUUAACAAAAUCACCAAAGAAAAUUGGAUCAUACAAAUAUUUGAUGAUCUAUAUUUCAAUUUUCGAAAUACUCUACUCCAUCAACGAUGUGCUCAUUGAGCCAAUAUGUUUUUCCUAUGGCUCAAAAUCGAUUUUCGUGGUUGUUGUCAACACCGAAAAUGCAUAUUUCAACAAAGAUAUCUGCCUUAUUUUAAUAUCAACAUGGGGUGCAUUUUUUGGAAGUUUUAUGGGAUUAUUUGUUCUUCAGUUUUUCUAUCGAUAUUGCGUUGCAUCUGGGUGAGUUGUUUUUGGAGUGAAAAUAGAAAAAAAAAUCAUUUUCAGAUCAUCGUUGAUAAAAAAAAGUUUUCAAAGUUGGAGAAUUGUUUUAUGGAUGAGUGGACCUGUAUUCUGUGGAAUACUUUGGGGACUGCUCACUUAUUUUCUAUUGCCGCCCGAUGAACAGAUUGAUGAGGCAAUUCGAGAUGUUCUGCUCGUAAAGUUCAAUUGGACAAUUGAACAAAUCACAUAUGUCGGUCCAUAUUUUCAUCGAAAUUCAGAAAAUAUUCAUAUUCCAAAUGCGAUUGGAUUUCUUAUAAUGGUAAUGAUCAUGAUUGCAUCUCUUCUCCUGAUCACAAUAUUCGCUAUCAAGUGUUAUCAAAAAAUGGAUGAUUUCACAAGCCUAACAUCAAAUAGAACAAAAAGUCUACAAUUUCAAUUGUUCUAUGCGCUGGUCACUCAAACUCUAAUCCCUCUCAUUCUUAUGCAUCUUCCUGUUCUAAUCUUCUUCAUUUUCACCUUUUCCAAUAUUGGUUUAGGAAAUGCGAGUAGUAUUGUUAGUAUGACAGUCGCAUUGUUUCCAGCAUUGGAUCCUUUCCCAGUUAUGUUCAUUAUUAAAAAUUAUCGGAAUGCGAUUUUCGAUACAUUGACAAAGAUCUUCAAAAGGAAGCCAUAA